UUUCCCUUUUGUUGGGCAGACUGGGGCUCAGUAAGACAAAGGCCAUCCCUGAAGCGGAAAAGAUCCGCACAGUCGGGAGAACUGGGGACUGAAGGAGGCCAAGAGGCCAAGACCCGCUAAGACCAUGAAGCUGCGGAGCACCGAGGAGGCCUAGAAAGACCCGCCUCUCGAACCCCGGUCCCCCUCCGCUUCCAGCUUCCGGGAUGGGCGCGGCUUCCGGUUCCGGCGGUGGGCUACAAAGCUCGGGGGCGGGGAGCUGGUUUCCUUUCCCUGGACCCGGUGGAGGGCCCUCUAGUUUCAUCGCAAGCCGCCCGGUCCCCCCGCCCUCUGAGGGGCACCUGCGCAGGAGUCUGAGAAAUCCUCUUCCAGAGUUCUAAAAUGGAGAUGGAAGGGGACCCAGAGAUGCAAAGAAAUGGGGAAAUCCAGAAUGAUGACAUAAGUGCACUACCAAAUGAGAUGUUGGCUGAGGAGCCAGAGGUGGUCCUUAAAGCACCUCCCCAGGUCCAGGUGCCACCAGAGAGCCUCAAAGACUCUGAAGAAGACCUGGAGACCGUGCCCCAAGGGAGACCUCUCACCUCUGCAGCCUCCAGGCAGAGAUUCCGGAAGUUCCGCUACGAGGAUGCAGCUGGGCCCAGGGAUGUCCUCAGACAGCUCCAGGAGCUUGCCGGACAGUGGCUGAGGCCCGACAUUCACACAAAGGAGCAGAUUGUGGAAAUGCUGGUGCAGGAGCAACUCCAGGCUGUCCUCCCUGAGGAGCUCAGAGCCAGGGCACAGAGAUGUCAGCCUGGGGUCAGAAUCACUGGCUGAAUCUCGCUGCUUGCUUCUUGCUCAGCCUACAUGUGGGAAGUAAGCAAAGGCUCUCUCUGUUGCAAAAUCGAGCUGCAACCUCUUCGAGCUUGCCUUUGACUAGCUGUAGGAAGAAUCAGAACCCAUGCCUGGACCCUUUUCUGGCUGCAGCAUCUCUAUUUCCUGGGACUGUGAACUCCAGAAUGAGUUUCCCUGCCCUCUUGUUAGGACAAUCAGCCUGCUGCUUCAUUUUUGCUCUGCUAAGAUGCCUCCUUUUUUGCACUUUGUGACAUGCUUUAAUAUAUUGUUUUUGUUGUUGUUUCUUUUUUUAAUGUACCCAAAGAGGUGAUUGCCUCAGCUUUAAUAUUCUUGAUUCUUGCUGUGGUGGCAUGAAUGGAAGCUUCUGUAACCCCACCAGUAACUCAUUUUGGAUGUCCUUAAAAUAUUAAAGUUUGGGGUUUUUUUUAA
This is a messenger RNA of Phacochoerus africanus (Common warthog), 1254 nucleotides long. Its product is annotated as SCAN domain-containing protein 1-like. Lineage: Eukaryota; Metazoa; Chordata; Mammalia; Artiodactyla; Suidae. The transcript is spliced from 2 exons. Bases 379 to 807 code for a protein of 142 amino acids. The record is from RefSeq and is a predicted model, not a curated record.